AAUUUCGGUGAGUAUCCUCCAAUGUUUGGUAUUUUCUGUUCAAGAUUUGCUUUGAAUAAGCGUCUUUCCCUGUUGCUCUCAAAUGCCCAACUGGGUGUUCUUUCUUUUUACUCAUCAUUCGUAAUCAGAUCCUUUUCGUCUUCCACAUCUUCUAAUUUGAAUGAGCAUUCAUUUGUAGUCUCAUAUCUCAUAAAUUCAUGUGGAUUAACCCUAAAAUCUGCUCAAUCUAUCUCUAAGAGGAUAUGGUUUGAAACCACUGAAAAACCAGACUCUGUGCUUAGGCUUCUCAGCGAACAUGGAUUCACCAAUUACCAAAUCCGCAAAAUUGUUGAGUGUCGCCCACGGGUGCUGUUAUCUCAACCAGAAAAGACGCUCUUGCCCAAAUUUGAGUUUCUGCGAUCUAUAGGGGUUUCAAGAUUGGGAAUUUCUAUAAUUGCUUCUAGGAAUCCAAAUUUAUUGACUCGAAGUAUAAAGCAACAUAUGAUCCCACUUUAUGAGAUCCUUAAAAGUGUACUUGUUUCUGAUAAGAAAGUAGUUACGGCCCUGAAACGCAUGAGACGAAAUUUUUGGCUGUACAGCCUUUCGAAAAAUUUAUCACUCUUGAGAGGGCUUGGAGUCUCUCAGUCUUCCAUCUCUUACUUGCUCAUCCAAAGUCCCUCACUAAUGUGCCAAGAAGUGGGCAAGUUUGCUGAAGGGGUUAAAAAGGUUAUGAAACUAGGAUUUGACCCUUCAAAAUUUAUAUUUGUUGAGGCAGUUCUUGUCUUUCAUACGAUGACGAAGAAAACAUGGGAACGCAAAAUAGAGGUCUAUAGGAGGUUGGGUUGGUCUGAAGAUGAGAUUUGGUUGAUUUUCAGAAAGCGUCCCAAAUGCAUGAGCUUGUCUGAGAAGAAUGUGAUGGGUACAAUGGAUUUUCUUGUGGGGAAGAUGGGUUGGCAGCCUGCCGCUGUUGCUAGACUUCCAAUUGUGCUUUGUUAUAGUCUGGAGAGGAGGAUUAUGCCAAGAUGUUCAGUUAUAAGAGUUUUGCUUUUAAAGGGUUUGAUUAAGGCUGAUGUGUGUUUACACUCAGUGUUGAAACUUUCUGAAGAGCUCUUCUUGGAAAGGUUUGUGAUCAAGUAUCAAGUUCAUGUGCCUCAAUUGUUGGAUAUCUAUCAACGGAAAAUGGGUCUUGCAGAACUUGGGUUUGGCUUUGAUGAUAAAUUUAAGAUUUGAAGUGCUCAUCAUUUUCCCCCUUUUUUUUUUUUUUUUUUAAUUCUGUCUUGCUAACUUGAGGUAAAGUAGUGCAUUUGAUUACUUGUUUCUUGUAAACCAAAUAUUUUGUUUAAGUGUUGAAUGCUUUAUAAAUGUGUAAAGAGGAUUAAUGAAGUGGCAUAAUCUUCUUGACA
Hevea brasiliensis (rubber tree) is the source of this 1382-nucleotide messenger RNA. RefSeq lists its product as uncharacterized. Gene Ontology annotation, biological process: chloroplast organization; regulation of DNA-templated transcription. The coding region runs from base 22 to 1209 and encodes 395 amino acids. Lineage: Eukaryota; Viridiplantae; Streptophyta; Magnoliopsida; Malpighiales; Euphorbiaceae. The record is from RefSeq and is a predicted model, not a curated record. Gene Ontology annotation, molecular function: double-stranded DNA binding. The transcript has a single exon. Gene Ontology annotation, cellular component: chloroplast.